Malania oleifera is the source of this 1719-nucleotide messenger RNA. Its product is annotated as probable serine/threonine-protein kinase PBL25. Gene Ontology annotation, biological process: protein phosphorylation. The transcript has 5 exons. The record is from RefSeq and is a predicted model, not a curated record. Lineage: Eukaryota; Viridiplantae; Streptophyta; Magnoliopsida; Santalales; Ximeniaceae. Gene Ontology annotation, molecular function: protein kinase activity; ATP binding. Bases 1 to 1719 code for a protein of 572 amino acids.
AUGAGUUGCUUCCCUUGUUUGUUCUCACCUUCUCCUGGUAAGAAAAAAGAUAAGAAGGACGGGGCGCCCCAUGCUUCUGGCUCCAACAGACACAGGAAGGGUGAAGGCAAUGGAGAAAAUGGAAACAUAGAUGCACAAACCUUCACGUUUCGCGAGUUGGCGGCUGCCACCAAGAAUUUCAGGCAAGAAUGUCUUUUAGGCGAAGGUGGUUUCGGAAGAGUCUACAAAGGGGAGCUUCAGAGCAAUUGCCAAACUGUGGCAGUGAAGCAGCUAGACAGAAAUGGGUUGCAAGGGAACAAGGAGUUCCUGGUGGAGGUGUUGAUGUUGAGCAGCCUCCACCAUCCGAAUUUGGUGAAUCUCAUUGGGUACUGCGCUGAUGGGGAUCAGAGGCUUUUGGUAUAUGAGUACCUUCCCUGUGGAUCUCUCGAAGAUCACCUUCUUGACCUUGAGCCAGAAAAAAAGUCACUAGACUGGUACACCAGAAUGAAAAUAGCCUCAGGGGCUGCUCUGGGCCUGGAGUAUUUGCACGUGAAGGCCAACCCUCCGGUGAUAUAUAGAGACCUCAAAUCCUCAAACAUAUUGCUGGAUGAAUCCUUCAAUGCGAAGCUGUCCGAUUUCGGACUGGCCAAGCUCGGACCGAUGGGCGACAAGAUGCAUGUGUCGUCCAGGGUGAUGGGGACCUAUGGCUACUGCGCUCCCGAGUACGCCAGAACCGGUCACCUCACAGUCCAGUCUGAUGUCUACAGUUUUGGCGUUGUCUUGCUCGAGCUCAUAACUGGUAGAAGAGCCAUCGACACUACUCGACCGAUCGAUGAGCAAAAUCUUGUCGCAUGGGCACAGCCCAUAUUCAAAGACCCCAGGAGGUUUCCUGAAAUGGCAGAUCCUCUUCUAAGCAAGAACUUCCCUGAGAGGGGUUUGAACCAAGCGGUCGCAAUUGCCGCAAUGUGCCUCCAAGACGAAGCAAUGGCUCGUCCCUUGAUAAGCGAUGUCGUCACUGCUCUUAGUUUCCUUUCGAUAGUUUCAAACGAUGUCGGCACCGCCGCACCGUCACCCAGUAAACCUCCCCCCACGCCAUCUCUUCAGGAGAAACCCAACUCAAAUCAUCAAGGUGAAGGCAAAGGCAUCAGUACCAAUAAUUCUCAUAAGGGUUUGGGAGACACUGCUACUACUACUACAAAUAUUGCAACCAGCUGCCACCAUGAAGAUGAGGACACCACAGAUAGUGACGAUCAAGACACUGUCAGUGCCCUUGGGAGUUUUGGGAUUCCCCGACACGGACGAGACAGCGGUUCGAAUAAUCGAGACGGGACUAGUUCGGAUUCCGGAAACGAGUUCGAUUCCGUUUCUCACAGCAAUAGUAGUAGUAGUGCAAGUAGUGAGAGUGGGAAGAGAACAUACAGUUUGGGUUGUGGCAACAAUCAGAAUAGGACUGCUGCUGGGAGUAGUCGGAACAAUUCGAGAUCGAAUUACGAGAAUGGUAGUACUCAUGGUUCGGAUUAUGAAGAAGAUCCGAAGGGAGGGAGUGCAGCUGAAGAUUGGGGAAUGAGUAGUACAAGCAGUAGUGGCGGGGAUGAGAGAGAUAGUUCGGUUCAUGAUAAUAAUAAGAAGAGGGAGGACAAAUCAGAUUAUGAGAACAGUAGUGAUAAUUCAGAUUCUGAGGAAGAAGGCAGCAGCAGGAAUGGCCAUCAGCAGAAGAGCAAAAAUGCACAUUCUAAUUAA